AUGGUGUUAAUUAAUGGUGUUAAAUAUGCUUGUGAAAGAUGUAUUCGUGGUCAUAGAGUUACAACUUGUACUCAUACAGAUCAACCUUUAACUAUGAUUAAACCAAAGGGAAGACCUGCUUCUCAAUGUUUACAUUGUAGAGAACAAAGAAAGUUGAAAAAUUUACAUAUUAAUUGUAAUUGUAAAACUAAAGGACACUCUUCAAAUUGUUUUAAAAAUCCUAAUGGUUGUACUUGUUAUCAAAAUCAUAAAAAUAGGCAAAAGAAAAUUAUAAAUAAUCAAAUUAGUCCGGCUAUCGAUAGUAGUAAUAGUUCAAAUGAUGAAAAAAUCGGUAGUGGUGAAACAAAUGGAAUGAUAUUUGAUUCUUUAAAUACUUCAGUUGAUGAUUAUUUGAUGGAUAAUUCUUUACUUAAUUUCCAGAAAAUCUUUGAUAAACCUUUGACUGAUGAUGAUUUAGGGAACAUUAAUUUUAAUGAAUUAGAUACUUCAAAAUAUGAAAGUCUGAAUAUUUUUGAUAGUAACAUAAAUGAAAUUGAUUUAAAGGAUAGUGAUUUUGUUAAAAGUGAAGAAAGUGAUGAUGUUUCAAGUGAUAUUAAAUUAAACACUGUAUCGCCAACAUAUUUUCCGUUAUUUCCUUUGGUUGGUGGAGGGUCUUUUGAAACGAGUGAAUCAAUGCCUAUGACUUCAAUUCCUGAUGAUAUGAAAAAAUCUUUAGAUACCCCUAAUCAUAGUUCCCCAAAUCUAACUCAUCAUAAUAUUCCGAUGAAUGCUAUUAAUAUGAAUCUGUCACAUAAUCAUAGCGUCAACGGUAGUAUAAAUGGAUCUAAUAGACCAACAAGACCGGCAUCGGUUUUAUCAAUAAAUUCAAAUAAUUCCGUUGAUAAAUUUGAUGCAUUUCCCCCUUCACUUCAUGCAAGUUCCAGUACUACCAACCUCAAGUCAAUUAAUUCUACUCUUGGUAGAUCUAAUAGUGUAAAUUCUAAUCAAAGAUCAAGUAGAAAUAAUUCCAUCACCAAUUCAAUCCAAAAUACUCAUACUUUACAUGGUUUAAAUAACCCAAUCAUGGAAACUAACGAAUUUUACGUUUCUGAUGAAGAUAUUGAACAUUUUUUAAAUGAUUUGAAUAAUAAAAAUGAAUUUUUUAAAUGA
Molecule: messenger RNA, 1149 nt
Organism: Yamadazyma jaroonii
Lineage: Eukaryota; Fungi; Ascomycota; Pichiomycetes; Serinales; Debaryomycetaceae
Source: the annotation of a GenBank genome assembly